AUGUCGCCGAUCAACGAACUGCUCAUGGAGAACCGCGAUCGUGCCGUUGUGCCUCUUCGAGGAGAAAUUCAGGUAAUCUUGGGUCCGAUGUUCUCUGGAAAAUCUACGGAAUUGGUUCGUCGGAUGAAGAGGUUCGGCGUGGCUCGGCACGAUUGCCUUGUUGUGAAAUAUGCCAAAGACUGUCGUUAUGACGUGGAAAAUUUAGCGACUCACGACAAGCAAAUCCUACCGGCUGUUGCUGCAAAUGUUUUGGCAGACGUUCGACAUAAGGCUGAAGGCGUGUCAGUAAUUGGCAUUGACGAGGGUCAAUUCUUCCCCGACCUGAAAGAAUUUUGUGAGGACAUGGCGAACGAGAGAAAGAUAGUAAUAGUUGCAGCGCUUGAUGGAACCUUUCAACGACAGCCGUUUGCCAACGUGAUGAAUUUGAUCCCCUUGGCUGAGAAAGUGGAGAAAUUGACCGCCGUUUGCAUGAUGUGCCAUGACCGUGAAGCCUCGUUUACCAAGCGUCGUGGUUCUGAAACUGAAGUAGAGGUGAUUGGUGGUGAAGAAAUGUAUCUGGCUGUUUGUCGUUCGUGCUACGGCAUGGACAGUUGCAGUCCUCUGAAGACCCCGAAAAGGGUGCCUUUCACUCCGUUGUUCCCUUCGAAGAAAAGGAAAUCUACUAGUCCCGACGAUAGUAAACGCGAAGCUGCGACGAAUCUUAAUUUUGAUGAAGAUCCUGGAACUGCAAAUGUGGUCUUACAUGAUGUGGCUCAAGAAUGACGUUCGUAGUGCAAAUAAUUUGGUUGUACUGUAUAUGUUUUUGACGUUCAUACUUCCAAUUUUUAGAAAUUCGAGUAUACUCACACAUUUUGAUAAAGUUUUUAGCCAGUUUUAUACACUAGGGGCGAGUGAUCGUCAUGAAAAACUGUGAAAAAAUAUCCUGAUUAUGUCGACUAGAUUCAUUGAAGUAUUUGUCGACUGGUGGUAAUCUGUCGUUCAUGCUGUGCUUCAUUCUUGACGAAUCAGAGACCUCAGUUUUUCAUUUUCGCCAAAAAUGCGGUAGUCGUUAGUGUCCAAAAAAGCAUCAACAAAUGUUCAUGAGUGGUGCAAUUUGAAUGAAUUCCGUGCUUUUGUAGUGUGAAUAUAUAUACUGUACUUUAUUUACUGAGUGACGUCAUCCGUCUAUGAUUGGCUGCUGAAAAUUCAUGAUGGAUGAGGUA
Messenger RNA from Notodromas monacha, 1202 nucleotides. The record is from the annotation of a GenBank genome assembly. Lineage: Eukaryota; Metazoa; Arthropoda; Ostracoda; Podocopida; Cyprididae.